GGCUCUGGGUGGCGCUUACCUCAAGCAGCUCCCCGAAGCAGUGGCAUGCUCCCCCUCCACCUCCUAUUUGGAGGUGCAGUCAGGAGUCUCUGUGCACUCACUUCCUUGUCUGCAGGCGCAGCCCCUGGCUAAUGGGAGCUGCAGAGCCAGUGCUUGGGGUGGGGGCAGCAUGCGGAGCCCCCUGGCUGCCCCUACACGUAGGAGCCAAAACGGGGACACACAUACACAUUUUAUUUGGUUAGAAAGCUUUCUUUGUUCUUUGCAUGUAUGUAUAUAUACAACACAACUUUGUGCAGUGUUUUACAGUGUAAUGAGAAUUCAUGUCUGACCUUGAGCAAUGCUGAAAUCUACAGCCACUGUCUUUUCAUUGGAUAAUUUAUUUUUUGAAAGACCAGAUGCAAAUCAAAAGUAAGUUUGUUGAAUGAUGUACUUUACUGGUUCUCAACCUUUUCCAUAUCUUGACCUCAUGUUGCAACAGAGAAGAGUUUUGGAAUUUCCCCUUCCCCUCUAGCUGUAAAUAAAAAAAAGAGAGAGAGAAGGUGUGAUGCUAAUGAGGGUUGUUAGUCCCAAACUGGGAACACAUAAUAUUCUGAAAUAUUGGUUAAAGUACACUGAACAAUGUUACUUUGUGCUUGUUUGUACUGUAUACAGUAUGUACUUCUAAGACCUGGACUAACAGAAGUUUUGUCUUAAAUUUACUAUGACUUUUUAAAGAAAUGAUUAUUUAUAGGCGAAGGAACAAUCAAUGUGGUACUUAUAAUUAAUAACGUUAACAUACAUUUGGUGGGAAAUGGUUAAGGAAUACUUUUAUCUCAUGUACCUUUGUUACAAGCAGAUAUUUAGAACAUGAAGAGCCAAAAAAUUGGUAUCUUGCACCUGCUCCAUCUGUUACUGGAAUUCCAACCACUCAGGAGUUACAAAAGGAAUUGGAAAAAAAUAACUGUCUAGGUAAAAUGUUUGAUAUUCAUUUUUAAUAUGAAAUAGACUGGUGCUCAUGUGAAGUAUUAUAGACAUGUAAUUUAGAAAAAUAAUAGUUCGGAUUCUGAGGGAUGAGCGUGCUCCUUUAUUGUUCUGGUGAUGCAAAGGAAGUGAAAACCAGGCACGUCCUCUCUGCUGAGCAUUCAGAGCCUUUACUUUGGGGGUUUCAUGGUGGUCAUGCGCAGCCCCUGGUAUAGAAGUGUGGAAGGUGGUAGUUUGAAGGAGAGCAGGGCAUGACCAGACUCCGUUUACUUUGGAUUGUGGUAAGGUGCCAUAGGAAGGCGCUGUAAGAGUAUGAUGGCCCACACAUCAGCCCAGUGUUCAAGAAAUGCAAAGGUGAGGUGGUAUAAAGCCACCUUUGCCCUUCUGCUCACCACGGACCCCCUCUGGUUAUGCCUUCCCAACUGCCCCACUAAGGAGGCACAGCUUAGAAUUUGACCUAAAGAUUUACAAUGAGUAAUUAUUUUGAAUGAGUGUCCAGGGUCUCUACCAGGAGAAAAUUUUCUCCUCAGAUUCUGGUGUUAUACGAUCACAAAAUAAACUUGUACAGCUCUCAGCUGCUGUGACUGAUAGGUUCUUUUUUUGUUUUGUUUUUGUUUUUUGAAUUGUGGUGCUAAGGCCCUUUUCUUCAUAUGCUUCUGUACAUGAAUAAUCCUAUUAAACUCAGCGGCACUACACAUUGAAUAAAGUUACGUACAUUUGCAAAUGUUUGUGUUUAACAAGCUUAACUGGCCUUUGUAUUUUUCACUUACAAACAUAUGACAUUGACAUUAAUAUAGGAUGGCAACAAUACUGGGCCAAAUUCUGCUCUUCUUACUCAUUAAUUAUACAUAUACCCCAAAACCUCAGUGACUUCAUUGGGAAUUUUUAGUGUGCAGGGAAUACGGGAGAGGGUUCAUAGUCUUUAAUCUUACUAACAAUUUAAGGAUUGCUCCAUUGUAUCAAAAACCCUUAGUUUACUUCUGGCUGUUAUGCAAGCAUUGGAAUAGAAGAAACAACCAACAAAGACCUUUAAAAGCAAUACUGGCAAAGAUCAUAGGCUGAAUUGGCCUCUGUGUAAGUUGGGGGAUAUGAAACUCCACAAGAUCCCAAUCCUGGCGUUUCCUCCAAAUUGUUUUGCAAGAAGGGACGGGUUGACAGAAGUGGAUCUGUACUACUGAGUCAUUGGGGUGAUCAGAAUCUGUACAUACCUUGGGAUAUCUAGUAAAAGCCAAGGCUGUCUGUGUGGAAGCCCUGUGCAUGCACACUUGUUCCCACCUGUGACUCACACCAGUCAUAUUACUAAAUUACAGUUUGUAGAUCUCCUGCAGUAGCCUGGCAUCUUUCAUAUGUGUGUUCAGUUUUUUGCAGUGAGAAGGUAAUGUCUGAUUCCUCCAGAGCUGCAAGAUUCUUAUGUAUGGGGCUUGAAAGGUCUUUGUGACCAGGGGAAAUCUGUCUUCUACCUGUCAUGUAGUUUUGAGUUUUCUACUCCAUUUUGUUACCCUCUGUUUUAUGUAGCAGAGGGUAGCAAGUAGCCCAAUUUACGUCGGUUUUUGGUUGACAACAUGAAGAUUAGAUACAUCUGCAUUGAAAGACAGUAUAUAUAAUAGGGUACUUAAAAGAAAAUAGCACUGUCCAUACGGACAAUAUAUGUGAACUUGGUCCUAUUUUAUGCAGAGAUUUAAUGCACUGACUGAAUAUUAUAGAGGGAAUAAUGUGUUGGCUUUUAUAGAUGAGACAGAGAGGCAGAAGUUUAUACCACAUUUUAAGAGGGCUGUUGAAGAACCAAAUGGUAAAUCAUCAGUAUGUGUCCAUUUUGACAUGACCUAUAACAAGCAAGAAGUACUUAAGUUAAGUUUAGGAGAGGGAGAUAAGUCAUUUGCAACAUGAAAGUCUGGAAUUGGUUUCCUCUUUUCCCUGUUCUGACCACAAUAAAGAUAAAAAAUGAAAUCAGGGCUUGUCAACAACCUGGUAGAAAUAUUUCAGAAAAUAAAAUAUUAAUUAACUUUCAAAAAGAUGGUGAUGAUGAAAGUACCAGCUCAACAUUCAAAAAAGGUAUGUGUUUCUAGUCAAUUAUCAUAAUUCAUCAACUAUCAGAAUCAUAUUAUUAUUUUAGAUACAUUUGUCAAAGACUGAGUUUUUGAUCCUUGAAAUGAAAGUACUUAAUAGAGCUCCAGGCACUAACGCUAUUAUUCUUUUGCAUGUAAUUAAAAACAGAUAUUUCCUCCUGGCAAUAUUUUAAUACCUUAAUUAAAUUUGCUCUGAGCUCAACCCUUCUACAAGAAAGUUAAGCAUGGAGUAGAUUUUGUUAUUUUAAGGAAAUUACUGACUAACACAAACACCCCUAGAUGAAUGUAGCACUAACUUGUUUAUUGCUGUAUGAAAUUGAAAGCCAAUUGGAAGACUUGGAAAAACAGCCCUCCAUGCAGCUUUAUUGCUGCCUAAGAGGAGAGGUCAUACAUAUAAACCAUUCUUCUUUCAUGUCCAGCUAUUCCCAGUCCUCAGGUCUUUAAAUUUCAUUCUUUCAUCUGUGCAGUAAGUGGCAAUCUAGCAUUAGAAUCCAGUAUUUGUUUUGCAUGGCAGGAUAGAUGGGUUUAGUAGCCUGUCCAUUGUGAUUCAGUUCUUAAAAAUCUGGCUAGAAAAGAGGACUACUUUCUAGGUAGACAAAUUUCAGUUGGAUCAAGCAAACUUAGACAUGCUUAUGAGAAGAAAAGAUUUUGUUUCCUACUAUUUGUAUUAUCAAAAAAGUGUAUUCUUUGAAAAUAUUAGGACAAUUGUAAUAAAAUAUAUGAAAUCUCUUAUAAAGACUUUUGAAGCUUAUUUAAAACAACUAAUUAUACAUAUGCAAAUAUAGAUUACAAAGACAGUUCUGUGAUGAAGGAAGUUGACAUUUAUUGUAAUACAAUUAAAAAAUAUAAAAGAUGAAAAAAGUUAUGGAAAAAUAAUCAUAGUAUGUAGAUAUCUCAAUAUUCAGAUUUUGGUGUAAAUGAUGUUUUUUCCACUUCUGAAGAUGGAAAAGAAGUUAAAGUACAGUCAUUUCCUGAUGCUUCAAAGACUUUUGGCGUGGAAGAUUCUUUACACAGAUAGGAACUUUGUGAUUUGUGCUCCGACUGGUUCUGGAAAAACUGUAAUGUUCGAACUAGCUAUUACAAGGUUACUAAUGGAAGUGCCGAUGCCUUGGUUAAAUAUUAAAAUUGUCUAUAUGGCUCCAAUAAAAGCUCUCUGCAGUCAGCGUUUUAAUGAUUGGAAAGAUAAAUUUGGACCUAUAGGGCUCAGCUGUAAAGAACUGACAGGAGACACAGUGAUGGAUGAUUUAUUUGAAAUACAACAUGCUCACAUUAUUAUGACCACACCAGAAAAAUGGGAUAGCAUGACUAGAAAAUGGAGAGACAACUCUUUAGUCCAAUUGGUACGACUGUUCCUCAUUGAUGAGGUACAUGUUGUGAAAGAUGAAAGCCGUGGUGCAACACUUGAGGUUGUAGUCAGUCGGAUGAAGACUAUACAGUCUUCCCUUUCGCGUAUCUCAGAGAAUCCUGACAUGCUUACUCCCAUGAGAUUUGUGGCUGUUUCUGCAACAAUCCCAAAUGCUGAGGAUAUUGCAGAAUGGCUUUCAGAUGGUAUGAGACCUGCUGUAUGUCUGAAAAUAGAUGAAAGUCAUCGACCUGUGAAGCUUCGCAAAAUAGUUCUUGGAUUUCCCUGCAGUAGCAACCAAACAGAAUUCAAAUUUGACUUAACACUUAACUACAAAAUAGCUAGUGUUAUACAAACAUACUCUGAACAAAAACCAACCCUUGUGUUUUGUGCCACAAGAAAAGGAGUACAGCAGGCUGCUUCAGUUCUUGCAAAAGAUGCUAAAUUUAUUAUGACUAUGGAACAGAAACAAAGAUUACAAAAGUAUGCAAAGUCAACAAAAGAUACCAAAGUGAGAGAUCUUUUAAUGUGUGGUGUGGCUUAUCAUCAUGCUGGUAUGGAGAUAUCUGAUAGAAAAAUAAUUGAAGGAGCUUUUACUAUGGGAGACUUACCAGUACUUUGUUUUUCGUGUGGAUUAGACACAGUUGGAAUUGAAGCAAAAUUACAAGAAUUGUGUUUGAAGAAUUUGAACAAUUUGUCAUCUCUUGAUUUGAUCAAGAUGGAUGAAGAAUUUAAUUUCAAACCUACAGAGACUGGAAAACUAAUGGCUUGGUACUAUAUUGCAUUUGAUACAGUGAAACAGUUUUCCACAAUUAAUGGAACAGAAACUUUAUCAGAACUGAUCACAAUGAUAUCCGGCUGCGUUGAAUUUUCAGAUGUCAAGUUAAGAACAAAUGAGAAGAAGAUAUUGAACACAUUGAAUAAAGACAAGAACAGGAUAACUAUCAGGUUUCCAAUGGAAGGGAAGAUAAAAACAAGAGAAAUGAAAGUAAACUGUCUUAUUCAGGCUCAAUUAGGAUGCAUUCCUAUUCAAGACUUCACUUUGACACAAGAUACAGGCAAAAUUUUCAGACAUGGCUUAAGAGUUACUAAAUGGUUGUCUGACUUUCUGGCAUCACGUAAAAACAAUUUUCCUGCAUUAUUAAACUCUUUGAUUUUAGCUAAAUGUUUCAGGUGCAAACUGUGGGAAAACUCUCUGCAUGUAUCCAAACAGCUUGAAAAAAUUGGUGUAACACUGUCAAAUGCAAUGGUAAAUGCAGGUCUGACAUCAUUUAAAAAAAUUGAAGAUGCAAAUACAAGGGAACUUGAAUUGAUUUUAAACAGACAUCCUCCUUUUGGAAACCAAAUAAAAGAAUCUGUGCUACAUCUGCCAAAAUAUGAACUUGGCAUUGAACAGCUUGCAAAAUACAGUGAUACAGUGGCUGAAAUCUUAGUGACCAUCAUAUUAACAAACUUUGAACAGCUUCAGAUUAAGAGAACUGCACCAGAUUUUCACUAUGUAACCUUACUCAUAGGAGAUGCUGAUAAUCAAGUGGUUUUUAAACAGAAAAUUAUGGAUUCUGUCUUGCUGAAAAAUGGAAAUUGGACUAAAAAAAUUGAAGUGAAAAGAGCUCUUAAAUCUGAGGAACUUAGUAUAAAUUUAAUUAGCUCUGAAUAUGUUGGGGUGGAUAUUCAGCAGAACUAUACAGCCUUUUACUUAGGACCAAAAAGGUUUGGAAAUGAAGUGGUUUUACAAAGAAAAUUAGAAGCUGAGUCUUCACCUAUGUAUCAUGCCUCUUCAGUAAGAUCAACAGGAGCGAGAAAGGAUACAGGAGGUGCCUGUAACCGAGAGACCACCUACAUGAAACUUGGGAACAGAGAAUGCAGCCAUCACUGUAAAAAUAAAGAUGUAUGUGGACACGACUGCUGUAAAAUUGGAGUUUCACAGAAAUCUGAGUUAAAGAGAGGUUCAAAGUUUUCUUCAUACCUAGCUGAUUUAAGGAACAGAAAUGCAAUUUCAUCAGUUCCCCCAGUCAAACGACUAAAGAUGCAGAUACAGUUAAAUAAAUCUCAAAAUGUGGAUCUGAAACAAUUUGUUUUUACACCGAAAUCUUUGCUGCCAGCAUUGCCAAGGUCUGACUACACACAGUCUUCUGGGUCAGCUUCACGAGAACACUGGAAUAAUGUUAACAUCCUUGGUAGACCUCAGAACCAACUGCAAUCAGAGAGUUAUGAAAAGAGUAAUUUCUCUUGGGAACAUUCUGUGACUGUAAGUGAGGAGAGCCAUCAGACAAUGACGUCAAAGAAAAAUUUUAAAGAAUCUUUAAUGCAUAAUUUGACUAAUGCAGAUAAAAGCAGCUCUUGGUUUUCAGAGGCUUUGAAUGUGAACUUUGAAUUGGGAGAUGAAGUUUGGGAUGAUUUUGAUGAUGACAAAUUAAUACAUGCUAGCAGCUUUUUCACUGGUGUGGAGAGUAGAGAAGAUUUAGGAUCUGGAAACACCUACUUUCAAAGUACAAUAGAAUGUAAACCACUGUUCCAGAAUUCAGAGAGCAAAGUAACAAGUGACAUUUCAAAAAAUUUUUGCCUGUUACGAGAUAAGUCUGAUGUUCAUCUACAAAAUUCUGCCUCUUCCACAUUAAAAUCACCAUCAGAAAAGAAAUUAUCUGUACAAUAUGGAAAUACAAGUACUUUCAGCUUCCAAAAAAGAAAACAUCCAAAUCCUCCACAAGAGUUGAAAAACAGAGAGUUUUCUCCAAACUCAGAAAUAAUCUCAAGUUCUUCUCAAUUCAUUGGAAAGGAGAAUUUUUUUAUUUGCAACAAAGAAAGGAAAAAAGAAAUUGAUGUCAGAUCUCUUUCAGAUGAUGAAACCAAUGAUGUUAAGCCUUUUCUUGGAAUAUUUGAUGGCAUUUUCUAAAACAUAAACAAGAUAUAUUGUAAGUGCUGAAACAUAUUAUACUAUCAGUUCCAGAAUGAAAACUUUAAAUAUAGUUAGAGGAUUUUCUUUAAUAGCUGUUCAUUAAUAGCCCCUCUUUGCUACACAGACUAGAUAAUGAAAUUGCUAGCUAAUUUAUUUACAGAAUUCCAUGUGUGUUUUAUCUUUUUAAAAAAUAUUAAAAUCUUUGUUUAUCUAACUUGCUGUUUUUAGGAUUGGAAUGAUAAACAUAUUUGACAGUCUCUUAUUAAAGGGGAUAGUUUUCAAGCUAAGCACUUUUGGUAUAAAUCAUAUGUAAUUUUACCAUAAGAACAAAGAUGUUGUUUGUAAUAUGCAUCUGCUCACAGAACACAUUUUUGUGUAACUGAAAUGUUGUUCAUUAACAAACUUCUUACACUAUUUGUUUUUAUGAUGUCUGUUAGGUAUCCCAUUUAGACUGAAUUUUUCAUAAUACUGAUUAUUUCUGAAACAAUGAGAUUUACAAAUAAAAAGAAAUAGACUGAAUAAUUUAAUAUAUUCUGUACUCUAUAUUUCAUUCUAAAGCGCUAUAAACUUGUAAUGUAUUUGUCAACAUUAAAACAUUGUAUGGCAUUUUCCAUGCAAAAUAUCUCAGAAUGCACCACAAGACAGUUUUAAAAUAUGUCCACAAAGAGUGACUGGAAGUAGUAUUUGGGUGUUGACAUUGCUACUUAAACUUAUAAAAUGGGCUUUUAUGCAUUUUAAGUCUGAUUUGUACAUGUUAAUAUUGGAUUUAAGCAUCCUGUUAAAGCACCAAUGCUUGAAUAUUAGACUUCCCAAAUUAAUACAGUUAUGGAAAUACAUAAUAUUACAUAAAAAUCUAUAUUAAGAAAAUGUUACAGUUGCACUGUUAAACACUCAAAAGUAAGGAAAUACCAUUGUUUUGGUUUUGUAUUUUUGAUUUUCUGAUCCUUCGUAAUAUUCAGUUUAGAAAGUGUUCGGAGAAUAAAUCAAAACAGACCAUGAAUUAGAAAACACUAUCAAGACAAGCAAACAGAACCUACACAAUUGAAAAACAGAGGCAAAAAACUCCCCAUUUUGACAGACUGAGGAUUUGAUCCUAUAAUAUGUUGAGCACUCUGAGUUGACAACUUCAGUGGGAGUUGAUAGUGCUUAACGCCUGACCAAAAUGAGCAGGAUACAUUUUCUAAUUUUUUUUCCCUUCUAAUAAUUUAUCUUUCCCUUGCUAUUGGCUAUUUGGCCACGUUUGCACAUUGAGUGAGAUAUUUCCAUUGAGUUGUCUUCAGAUCUUAGUUGUUUGUAGGUUAGAAAGUGCUUUAAAUUAGUAUUGUCAAUUUAGAUUUAUUGUGUAAUAAGUAUUUUUAGUUUUGAUUGUACAUGCAACUACAGAUUCUGAUAGCAAAUUAUUUUAACUGAAUUUUUUAAAAAUCAUCAUUUUAUGGAAUUAUGGUAUCCUUCCUUGUUAGGAGACAGCCAACAGUAAGGGAAGGCAAAAAAGCUAAAAACACAUAUUACAUGAUAAAUCUCAAUUGACAGUGCCAAUUCAGAGUACUUUCCAACCUACCAAACAUUAGAAAAAGCUCUAUACCUCAUAGGAAACAUGGUAUUCCUUUCCUACAGAAGGAGAUGAUAUAGGUCAGUAUGAAGAGCUUUUUGGUGAGCUGUGUGCAGUGCAGAACAAGGCCCAUAUUCUUGCUCCUUUGCAAAAUUAGAUGUGCCUGUGUAUACCCCAAAAUUGAACACCACCUGAAUUUGAGACUUUAUACUUCACCUACAUUUGCUAGUUUUAUAUUGAGAAUAUUAUCCUGAAGAUAUUAUCUUUGAGGUUAUUCUCUUUUCCCCUUAAAUUAAAGCUUACCCAAGUGUGGGGGGUUAGUAAUUAUUACUGGAAUUUUUACAUCUUCAAACUGGUUAAUUUUCUGUAGCCAAAUUUCAGAUUUCUCCUGAUAGGUUUUCCUCCCCAUAUGAAUUUUUCAUUUCAUAUGCUGUUCAUCAGUAAUCUAUCCUCCAUGUUUUGGGGAAUAUCAUCAAUUUGUUUGUAAUUCAUGGUCAUAUUUAUUUUGAUAGAAAAGGCUUUCAUUUCCGUUUUGGUGUAU
Molecule: messenger RNA, 9354 nt
Organism: Chelonia mydas (Green sea turtle)
Lineage: Eukaryota; Metazoa; Chordata; Testudines; Cheloniidae
Gene: HFM1
Product: helicase for meiosis 1
Exons: 30
Coding region: 3944-7261 (1105 amino acids)
Molecular function (GO): nucleic acid binding; ATP binding
Source: RefSeq, a predicted model, not a curated record